This is a messenger RNA of Exophiala oligosperma, 2986 nucleotides long. RefSeq lists its product as uncharacterized. Gene Ontology annotation, biological process: nuclear-transcribed mRNA catabolic process, nonsense-mediated decay; deadenylation-dependent decapping of nuclear-transcribed mRNA. Gene Ontology annotation, molecular function: 5'-(N(7)-methylguanosine 5'-triphospho)-[mRNA] hydrolase activity; RNA binding; manganese ion binding. The transcript is spliced from 2 exons. The record is from RefSeq and is a predicted model, not a curated record. The coding region runs from base 177 to 2831 and encodes 884 amino acids. Gene Ontology annotation, cellular component: cytoplasm; P-body. Lineage: Eukaryota; Fungi; Ascomycota; Eurotiomycetes; Chaetothyriales; Herpotrichiellaceae.
CAGACUCAUCUGCGUCCAAAACACCAGCAACUCGGGCGCUGAUCUAGAUCUACCUAAAAAGGUGGCAGUGCACAUUGCUAUCCCUUGCUCUUACACUUCUCGAUACGGCAUACAAUCACGGAACCGACUGCCUGUGGAAAUGAUUACAGACUGCCACAUCGACACAACAGCGAGAAAUGCAACUGGAGGAUUGGCUAGAUGACCUUUGUGUCCGAUUCAUCAUCAACUUGCCCCCGGAAGAGCUCCAGUCCGUAGAGCGAAUAUGCUUCCAAGUCGAGGAGGCACAAUGGUUCUACGAAGACUUCAUUCGUCCCCUUGAUCCGUCACUCCCUUCUCUUUCGCUACGCGCCUUUAGCCUACGGAUAUUUCAACAUUGUCCGCUGUUUUCACAAUGGUCUGCUCAACACCAUACGACCGCCUUUGCGGAAUUCCUGGCCUACAAAUCAAGGGUGCCAGUCCGCGGCGCCAUCAUGUUGAACGAGGCUAUGGAUGAGGUAGUCCUUGUCAAAGGCUGGAAAAAGGGUGCCAAUUGGAGCUUCCCCAGAGGAAAAAUCAACAAGGACGAGAACGAUCUGGAUUGCGCGGUGCGCGAAGUCUACGAAGAAACGGGCUUUGACAUCCGUGCAGCAGGUUUGGUUAAAGAUGAAAAGGAUAUGAAAUAUAUUGAGGUUACCAUGCGAGAACAGCAUAUGAGGCUGUACGUCUUUCGUGGCGUACCGAAGGACGUUCAUUUUGAACCCAAAACUCGAAAAGAGAUCAGCAAGAUCGAAUGGUAUAAAUUGACGGAUCUGCCCACUCUGAAGAAAAAUCGUCAGCACGAAGGCAGCGGCACAGAUCAGCCAACGAUGAAUGCCAACAAAUUCUACAUGGUGGCACCCUUCUUGAACCCUCUCAAGAAAUGGAUCGCCCAACAGCGAAAGAAGGAAAACAGAUACAGUUCCCAUCUGGCGGCACCACCGAUGGUGCCCGAGGAGAUUACAACUGAGGAUGAUCAAGACAUGCAUGACGUCGGCGCAAACUUACCUCUACCAUUGCAUACUGUGAGCGACCUUCCCGAAGUCACUGCGGCAGACAAAUUUGAUCCUACAUCACACUUGAAACAAAUGCUCAAUAUCGGAACCGGACAGCCUACCCAACAAGAAGUCCCACAGGCUAGCCACAUGCAGCAUGUUGAUGCUCAAAAGUCGAACGCUCUCCUCGCCCUGUUACGCAACCCGCCGCAAGGACAGAGCCGUCCUAUACCUCAGACACCAUUCGAACAAAUAACCACGGCGCCACCGUCUCAGCAAUCGCCACAUGUAUCUCAUGUACGCCAGCCUCAGAUGAAUCAAAAUCGACCUCCUCCACCAUUCCAGCCACCUGUAUCCCAGCCUACACAGGAUAGCACCACAAUACCCAAGACCACGCAGUGGCAACCACCACAAUUACAGAGCGCACCAUAUCAACGGACUGGUGACCCACAAUUCGCGCUGCAAGGGAACAACAAAUCUCGGCAACCUAUCGUUCCUCCAGCAAGUGCGUUACCGAAGCUCACGAACCAUACAAAAGCAUUGUUGGAUGUCUUCAAAGGAACGGGCAACAUGGCUCCUCCCCCACCCGUGCCGUCGAAGAACGGGUUGCUAGAGCUUCUCACUGGCGGAGGAUCCCUCGCGAAAGCCAGUCCACAAAUUCAAGCUACGACAGGAAAGGACUUGGCCAAUUUGGCGAAUCGUACGCAGGAUCUGAACUUGGAGCGAUCAAAAACAGGCCACGGCUUUGAGCACAGCUUCGAACAGAGGGUUAAACAUCAAAACCUCGCCACUCCGCCGAGCGCUCAUCCCGCCAAGGCGGAUAAGACAUCUCUGUUGGACCUCUUUACGAGGCCUGAUCAACCAGGACAGGCUGUAGAAGAGAACCCCCCAAGUCAAGUCCCUGUUGAACUGGCUGCUACUCACACGAAGUCGUCAUCCCGACAGAAAACGGACGAUAACAAGAACGAACUGCUUCUGUCGCUUCUCAGGAAGGACCAUCAAGAGGGGCAAGUGCAAGCAAGAUCUAUGAAGCAGAAGUUUAUUAAAGAAGGCGAAACUUCAGCUACCAUCAACGGGCCGCUAAAUCAACCCGAGUUCGAGGCCAUCUCUAGAGCAAGCAGGCAAAUGUCAAGCGAUAUGGGACGAACUCCACUCACGUCCCAUAGGACACUAUAUGAUCCCAAUCAGCCAACGCCGAUGAAGAUCUUGACACGAUCAGAUGAGGCUCAUCAACAGUUUACACCACCGCGGUCUCCUCGCAGCAUGAAGCCACCGCCGAAGAGAGCAGCCAAGGAGAAGGUGUCACAGAAGCCCUCUAACAAGCCAUUUCAACCGCAGAUACUGCGUCGACCUCAAACAGCAGAUUCAUCUGAGCCAGAGUCAAGUGCGAAUGGGACCAGAGUCGAGCAGGAAAUCCAGACCAACGCCAUCUCAUCUCCACCGAUCCCUGAUUCCUCGAGUCUUCAAGAAAGGCAGCCUUUGAGUCGACAAUCCUCGCAUCCCAGUGCUCAGAAGCAAGCGUUGCUAUCGCUCUUCGGUGGUGGUGUAGACACCACGCCUAAGGCAUAUGCAGUCCCAUCUGGGUCAGGCGUAGUGUCACCAUUAUCAACUAGUCAGCUCAUGACAUCUAAUGGCGAGAUCUUGCCGCCUGGUGUCGAACCCAUAUCAACCCGUACAUCACGAGUUGGGAGUCUGGCCUCGAUCACCAGUGGACCGGUUACUAAUCGUGUAACCAACGAGAAACGGCAGACUGGAGCAGAAAACAAGGCCUUUUUACUGGGAUAUUUGGGAAGGAUCGCUAGCCAGGAGAGCCAGGAAUGAGUGAUUUGCGGGCAAGGAAUAACGACGUCAGGCGAGGAUGAGGGCAAGGGUCGGAAGCGGUCAAGGUCGAUAUGUUGCAUAUUCCAGCGAGCCAGUCAGAUUGUACCAAAGUACUUCAAAUCAUCAAGCAUUGUUUCUUGGGCCCCAGCGCUCUA